Messenger RNA from Armigeres subalbatus, 1993 nucleotides. RefSeq lists its product as uncharacterized. The transcript is spliced from 2 exons. Lineage: Eukaryota; Metazoa; Arthropoda; Insecta; Diptera; Culicidae. The coding region runs from base 167 to 1477 and encodes 436 amino acids. The record is from RefSeq and is a predicted model, not a curated record.
CGCGCAGUCUAAUUCUAUACUCUUAUAGUAAAGACGUACUUUUCUCUGUAUCCGAAACACCAACAAAACAUGGUGUCAGAGACGCUCAUAAGAAAAAACCAACAGUAGCACUGAAAACUUGAAUUCGUAAAAAGUCGUAAAGUAGCUGAAACGUGAGUGGAAAAAAAUGCCAUCCGAUGACGAGUUCGAAGACUCCGUGGAGAGUGAUCUCGGUGGACCCAGUGUGCGGAAAAAUACGGCGGUGAAACUAACCUCAACCUCUGCAAACGUAGCCGCUGCAGCAAGUUCCGUCGUUACGAGAGUGAUAAACAAUAAUGUACCGUUUCCCGAACCACUUUCUUUGUCGGGAAAUGUUCGUCAGAAUGUGAAUGAUUUCAUAGAAGGUUUCGAAAUAUAUCUAAUCGCGUCGGGACUGGAAAAUCAGGAAGAGAGAGUGAAAGUGGCCACAUUCAAAGCGGCUCUUGGGCUAGAAGCGAGGAAAAUUUUUAACAACUGGCCGCUCUUGCCAGCAGAAACAAAUAGUGUAAGUGCUUGUAUGGAAUCGGUGAAGAAAUACAUGGUGCCCAAAAGAAACGUCAAACUCGCCCGGUAUGAGUUUUUGCAGUGCAAACAACAAGUAGCCGACGGUGCUGGUGAUGGUGAAACGAUGUCACAAUUCAUCAAUAGAGCCAGGGCGCUUGUUAAAGAUUGCAACUGGGGUAACAUGGAAGAAGAAAUGCUUCGUGAUAUCAUAGUGGCUGGUUUGAGUGACACUCGGCUGAAGAAAGCGUUUAUUGAUAAACCAGAGCUUACUGCUAAACAAGUGAUCGACCAGUGUAUGUCCGAAGAGGCUACAAGGAAGGAGCUAGAGAAGAAUAAAUGGAUGGAAGAGAAACACGUUGUAAACAAAAUAUAUAGAAAGCAUAUGAAAUCGAAGCUGUGCUCUUACUGUGGGAACGAGUAUCAUAAGAGUUUGGCUGAUUGUCCCGCUCAGGGCAGUGAAUGUCGCUAUUGUAAACAGCGGAAUCACUUCGAAGUCAUGUGUUGGAAAAAGCGAGAAGAUAUGGAAAAGAAGAAGAAAAAUGAGAAGCAGAGUAGGAAGAAUAAGAGUGGACGAUUCAACAAAAAAGUGCAUACGAUUGGGGAAGAAAAUUCCAACGAAAGCAGCACAGAAGAAGAGUUGGAAGAAGAAGUCAUAGACUCAAUCGAAUUUCUGUACAGUGUGGAACAAGGACAUUCUGGACUCCUGAAGGCCGACUUGACCUUUCUGGACAGUGGAAAUCAUUCAAAACAGGUCCACUGCAUUUUGGAUACAGGAGCUUCGUGCAACGUCGUGGGCCUACCGUCGCUUUUGGAAAUUCUGAAUACGAAAUCAAUUUCCCUCGAUAGAAAUCGAGUUAUCCUGAAGGGAUUUGGCGGCUCUUCGAUUAGCACUGUAGGAAGAACAACCGUCGAUGUUCGACAUAAAGGAAACUAUAUAAGGCAGUGUUCAACGUAGUACAGUUUCCUCAGAUGCCAAUCCUAUCCAAGCACACAUGUCUUAAGCUGGAGCUAGUUAAACUUUGUAUGACCGUGAUGGAGCAACAAGAAACAGAGGCCAGAAAUAUUGUGUCUCGAUUUUCGACUGUAUUUCAAGGCUUAGGUAGACUCGAAGGCGACGUGCAUCUCGAGGUAGAUUCAUCCAUCAAACCAAUUAUACAGACUGCUCGCCGUAUCCCAGUCACAAUGCGGGAAGAGCUCAAACAACAGCUAGACGAAAUGGAAAAAAUGGAGAUUGUCGUUAGGGUGGAAGAGCCCACGGAUUGGGUAAAACUGGAUGACGAGAGCUCAAAGCUGACCACUUUCUGGACUCCAUUUGGGCGUUAUCGUUGGUUGCGAAUGCCGUUUGGAAUCUCGCCCGCGCCAGAAAUCUUUCAACGAAAGUUGCACGAAGCAGUUCAUGGCCUUAAGGGCGUGCGUGCAUUGGCCGAUGAUAUUCUUAUCUUUGGAUGCGGACAAAGUACAGAAGAAGCUA